Rana temporaria (common frog) is the source of this 2070-nucleotide messenger RNA. Its product is annotated as urotensin-2 receptor-like. The record is from RefSeq and is a predicted model, not a curated record. Gene Ontology annotation, biological process: neuropeptide signaling pathway; blood vessel diameter maintenance; regulation of blood pressure. The transcript is spliced from 3 exons. The coding region runs from base 588 to 1718 and encodes 376 amino acids. Gene Ontology annotation, molecular function: urotensin II receptor activity. Gene Ontology annotation, cellular component: membrane. Lineage: Eukaryota; Metazoa; Chordata; Amphibia; Anura; Ranidae.
GAAGACACAGUUUUAACAUAAAGAGCAGCUGAGAGAACGGUAUAUUAUUAGUGAGCAGAAUGGAAGACUUGGAAAAGAGGUUUGACAUACCAAUAUUAGCAGGGUGCAUGGAAUGUUAACAUAUGAGAAUUCACAUACAAGCCACAAAAAGAAAGAGCAAAACCUGACAGAUGAUUCCGGUAAUGUUUCACAGUGGCUUAUUUGGUCCAUGGACAGACACUCUGGAAGAGCAAGUGAUUUACUUGGAAAGAAGAAAAAAACUUUAUAACAUCCAAUCCCAACCAAUAAUAUUAAAAUGGAUUGACUGGUCUUCCUCGCUAGCGGGCUGAAGAGAUCAGUCUGGGUGCCAACCGAACUUCCUAGGAAGGUUUUAUUUUUUUUCCAGAAGUGACCCAGAGAAAAUGAACAGCGUGUUCUUUCUACCUUUCACUUUGACCGAUGGGGUCCGUCUGAGCAAUCCAAGCUUGACCCAGAAUAUAAUUUGUGAUUGAACAUUUUUACCACCCCAUUUGCACACACCUUUUUUGUACAUCAGUCAGUACACCCGGCACCUGCAGGAGUCUUAUAUAUCAAGAUAAUACAAGACCAUGGAAUUGUUAGAUCAGAUUUACCCGGAUUACAAUUUUAGAAAUACUUCCAGCAAUAAUACAAACCAAGAAACUUUCUUAGAUAUAUCUAACAAUGAUUUGAUCGGAACAUCAGUAAUUGGCAUCUUGCUGUCCUUAAUGUGUGUUGCUGGUGUGGUUGGCAACUUUUAUACUCUAGUGGUAAUUUGUAUCUCAGUGACAACAUUCACAUCGAUGUACAUCCACAUACUUAAUUUGGCUUUGGCUGAUUUGUUAUAUCUUUCAACCAUCCCAUUUAUUGUCCACAACAGCUUUGUAAAGGACUGGUACUUUGGAGAGGCUGGCUGUAGGGUUCUGUUGAGCCUGGACCUUCUGACCAUGCAUGCCAGCAUUUUCAUCUUAACAGUAAUGAGCACUGAGAGAUAUAUUGCAGUGAGUAAACCUUUUAAUACUGUUCGAGGGUCAAAGAGAUACCGCAAAAGCCUGGCAUUUGCAAUCUGGGUGUUAUCUUUCCUUUUGACAUUACCCAUGAUGCUGAUGAUACAUCAAGAAGAAAGGAUUCUUGACAAUGGUACAGUCCGGAAUUUAUGUACCCCCACGUGGAGCGAUGAACAAUAUAAGAUAUAUCUUACAGUGCUAUUCACUACAAGCAUCCUUGCUCCUGGGGUAAUUAUUGGCUAUUUAUAUACCAAACUGGCAAGAGCUUAUUGGAUAUCUCAAACCAAAAGCCUUCUAAAUAAGGAGCUGCCAAGAUCUCCAAAGCAAAAAGUGAUACUGAUGAUCUUCAUUAUUGUGCUUGCUUUCUGGGCUUGCUUCCUCCCAUUCUGGAUUUGGCAGCUAGUACCUCUCUACAGUAACGAGGAGCUGAGGUUAUCUGUUCAAACUGAGAUCUAUGUAAAUACUCUGGUGACUUGUCUUACCUACGGCAACAGCUGCAUCAACCCCUUUCUGUAUACUUUACUAAGCAGAAAUUACAAGGAAUAUCUUCGCAAUAGGCAAAGGGGAGGACUCGGAUCCCUGAGCCUUAAGGGUGGAACAGGCUACCCGGACAAUCCUGCCAAAAGAUCCUUGUCCGGAGGAAGCAACCAGGGUACAGAGACUGUUACCUUAAGCAAUGCAAAGUUGGCAGUAAAAACACAGCAUUCAGUUUGAACAAGAGGUACGGCAGCCUACUACUGACUGAGCCUCUGCAAUUCAUCUUCUACAGUAAAUCUUUCACACGGGGAAGUCAAACAGUCUUUGUAUAACCAACCAGCGGGGACAAAGAACACCUCAAGAUCAACAUAAAAGUGACUGUCUAACAAAAUAUAUUAAAGCGGAACUUUACCUCAUAAUAAAACAUUUGCGAGCAGGCAGGCUUUUAUUGCAGAGGAGACGUGCUAUGUUUCUUCUGCAAUAAAACCUUCUUACCUCUCAAUAUUCCUAAAAAUAUACACUGAGCCGUGUCCACUCUCAGCAGGCCUUGGUUUCAGGAUGAAAUAAAGCAUUUUUGUUUUGGAUAAAA